Molecule: messenger RNA, 1848 nt
Organism: Salvia miltiorrhiza (redroot sage)
Lineage: Eukaryota; Viridiplantae; Streptophyta; Magnoliopsida; Lamiales; Lamiaceae
Product: mitogen-activated protein kinase homolog MMK2-like
Exons: 5
Coding region: 398-1597 (399 amino acids)
Biological process (GO): protein phosphorylation; intracellular signal transduction
Cellular component (GO): cytoplasm; nucleus
Molecular function (GO): ATP binding; MAP kinase activity
Source: RefSeq, a predicted model, not a curated record
GAGUUGUUAGAAAUUAAGAAUAGUAAAUAGUAGAAGGAGAUUUAAUUUAAGGAAGAAAGAAAAAAAGUUGAGAGAAAAAGAGGAAGAAAGGUUUGUAACCAGGUGUAUGGUUAAAGAUGGAUUCAAAAGCAAGCUCCUCAUAAAAGUCAAUUUUCUUCACGGGUAAUCUCGAGUCAUUCCAGUUCAAAAGUUCACACGCAAACCAAACCAAACCCUCUCUCUCCUCUCUAGAAAUUUGGCAAAAAAGCAUACAAAGUUAAUAUUCACCACCCUUGUAAUAGAAAAGCAGACGGCAGAAUUAAAUGUGGCAGAGCUCACAUUUGGGUUUGCGACGCCCACUAGUUUGAUCAGGAAAGAAAUAUCAUCUUGGAAGUUUGAGAUUGAUUGUUUGGUGGCUAUGUCUGUGGAGUCGAGCUCCGGUUCAGGCGAUCAUGGCGGGCACAACAUCAAAGGCGUGGCGACUCACGGCGGAAGAUACGUGCAGUACAAUGUGUACGGAAAUCUCUUCGAGGUUUCCAGAAAGUAUGUUCCUCUCAGGCCUGUCGGCCGUGGAGCUUAUGGCAUUGUCUGCGCGGCUGUGAACUCCGAGACACGUGAAGAAGUCGCCAUUAAGAAGAUCGGCAACGCAUUCGACAACAGGAUUGAUGCAAAGAGGACGUUACGCGAAAUAAAACUUCUGCGCCACAUGAACCAUGACAAUGUGGUCGCCAUUAAAGACAUCAUACGGCCUCCGCAAAAGGAGAACUUCAACGACGUCUACAUCGUGUAUGAACUUAUGGACACUGAUCUUCAUCAGAUUAUCCAGUCCAACCAGACAUUGACUGACGACCACUGUCGGUAUUUUCUGUACCAAAUAUUGAGAGGGCUUAAAUAUGUUCAUUCCGCAAAUGUGUUGCACCGUGAUCUGAAACCGAGUAAUUUGCUCCUCAACGCCAACUGUGAUCUGAAAAUCGGAGAUUUCGGGCUUGCGAGGACGACGUCUGAGACGGAUUUCAUGACCGAGUACGUCGUCACUCGCUGGUACCGAGCGCCGGAGCUGCUCCUAAACUGCUCGGAAUACACGGCCGCGAUAGAUAUCUGGUCCGUCGGCUGCAUACUCGGCGAGAUCAUGACUCGGAAGCCUCUCUUUCCUGGCAAAGAUUAUGUCCAUCAGUUGAGACUCAUCACUGAGCUCAUAGGUUCUCCCGACGACGCCAGCCUCGGUUUCCUCAGGAGCGACAACGCCCGGAGAUACGUCAGGCAGCUGCCGCAAUACGUGAAGCAGCAAUUCUCCUCCAGAUUCCCCAACACUUCAGCUGGAGCUCUUGAUUUGCUAGAAAAAAUGCUCGUCUUCGACCCUAGCAAGCGUAUUACUGGUACGGGUGCUAUUGUUCGGCUUUGUGUUCGUUUGAAUUUUAUCUUUUUAAUUAUGAAAAUAUAUGCAGUCGAUGAGGCUCUCUGCCAUCAGUACUUGGCGCCUCUUCACGACAUCAACGAGGAGCCCGUCUGCCCCCGCCCUUUCGUUUUCGACUUUGAGCUGCCGUCGUUCACGGAGGAAAACAUCAAAGAGCUCAUCUGGAGGGAGUCGGUGAAAUUCAACCCCGACCCGAGUCACUGAGGAAUGUAAUGGUAGACGAGCUUCUAACAUCUGCAGAAACAUGUAUUGAAACAAACGUAAGUAGUCCCCAAAGAGGAGAUGAUUACUAAUAAUUGUAGUCGAUACAUAUUUGUCUAUUUGACUAUUAUCUUUGCAGUUGAGUAUAUUGUUGUACAAAAUAGCUCAAGUUUAACCUUGAUGUUUCUCUGCUAAAAUUUUGAGUGAUAAACCUUAAAAUUCCCUCAUUUGGUAAAUAAAUGCAUCUUUCAUUA